AUGGAAUCGUACUUUUAUAAACAUUGAGCGAAUUGGCGAGAAUGGCUAAUAAUGCAACGUGUCCUUAAUUUAUUAAUUUUGUACAUUCGCUUAACGCAGUAGUAGUUCCGUAAAGAAGGUACAAGACUUUGGUCUUGUAUGAUGCCCCAGGGUGUUCCUUGGCAGCUGGGCCUACUCCUUCUGGUUGUACCUGUUCAGUACUUUCUUACCACCUGGAAACCAACCAGUGAUCUUGAACGGAGAGAUACUAUUCAUCAACUAGCGUGGAAAUUUGAAAGUUGGAGAGCAAACACCUUUAAUGCAGUUACAUGGAAAAAGUGGUUUCAACAGAAGUAUAAUCAGAUUGUCUACUUUUUAGAGGGCAGGACACAACCCAUAUAUGGUGAUGAUGAUGAGGGUGAAAGUCCUGCUGUAGAAGUUCUAGAUUACCUGGAUAAAAAUGGACACUUUGCAGGAUCGUCAGAGCCAAGAAUUAAGCGACCUUCCAAUGUCAAAUUUCGAGUUGGUCAGGUGAUAAAACACAAGGUUCGAGGAUAUCGAGGAAUCAUUAUUGGUUGGGAUGAAACUGCCAAGGCUCCUGAAGAUUGGUUUAGGCAAAUGCACCCAGCUGACAAACCGCAUUGGAAAAAAAUGCCGAAUUAUUCAAUCUUAGUGGAUACUCGCGAUAUAUCAGCAGCACUAAUUACAUACGUUCCUCAAGAAAAUAUAGAAGUGAUAAGUAAUACUAGGAUUCUCCAUCCACAAAUAGACGACUAUUUUGAAAUGUACGAUGGAACCCGCUACCUGGCAAGGCCGUGGCUCAAACACAUUUAUCCUCAUGAUCAAUGACAUUCAAUCAAAUGUUAAAUUUAAUUGUUAUAAAUUUAUACUGUUAGUACAACUAUUGUGAAAUGGUGUGGCACAGCAGUUAAGUGUUUGGGCUCUCACAUGAAAAGGUUGGGUUCAAAUCCAUGUUGUCGCCCCCACACUAAAAUGUGUACCUGGUAGGUGGAAAUGAUAUGUACUCAUUACUAGCUGCAACGUAUGGAAUACUUACUCAGGGUGUGUGUUCCAUAGGUACUUGAUGUCUGGGGUAAUAAUCAAAUACAUAGCAGUUAAUACCCCAUUCAGACUAGCAUCGCAUUGCAAUCAGUUGUAGCAAUUGUGACACCCAAUCGCACACAAUUGCAAAGUAAAAUUGUGUGUGAAAGCUCACCAAUAGUAGUCGAUAUAUAAUCGAUAUCGCAAUUGUUAUGAUUGUGAUUGGGUGCUACAAUCUUUAUUACUCCCGAUUACCAUGGAAUCCGAUCGCAACGAAUCACAACA
This is a messenger RNA of Anneissia japonica, 1305 nucleotides long. RefSeq lists its product as uncharacterized. Gene Ontology annotation, molecular function: DNA binding. Lineage: Eukaryota; Metazoa; Echinodermata; Crinoidea; Comatulida; Comatulidae. The record is from RefSeq and is a predicted model, not a curated record. The transcript has 7 exons. Bases 139 to 828 code for a protein of 229 amino acids.